AUGCCUCAGCCUGGUCUCAAGCCAUGCCGUAAAAUCUUCUUCGGGAAUGACUCUAUUCGGCCUUGCGAACAAAUCCGGUGGAUGACCUCCAGCAAAAGGGUUCAAGACCGAAGCAAGAACAAACGCGUGCACGACCUAGAAAUCGUGACCGAAAAACACAAGAUGGUUAUGAAGAUCCUACACUUGUUCGAGAUUCUCAAAUCCGAGCCUGAAAACAUUAUCCCCUUGAGAAAUCUCGACCAACACCGCAGGCAAAUCAACCUCCCCAAGCCCCACAAGAUCUCGGAUUUCCUCCGGAAGUCUCCCAAGCUUUUCGAACUGUAUAAAGACACGAGGGGCGUGGUUUGGUGUGGCAUGACCGAAAAAGCAGAGGACUUGGUGAAGGAGGAGGAAGAACUAAUCGAGAAAAAUGGUGAAAAGGCUGCUGAAUACGUGACUCGGAUGUUAAUGAUGUCAGCAGAUAAGCGGCUUGCGCUCGAUAAGAUUGCGCAUUUUAGGCGGGAUUUUGGGCUGCCGAUAGAUUUUAGAAAAUAUUGGGUUCAUAACUAUCCGGAAAACUUUAGGGUCGUGCAGCCGUUUAAGCCUCAUGACGAUAGUGAGUAUUUGGAGCUUGUCACGUGGAGGCCUGAUUGGGCCGUGACAGAAUUGGAAAGGACGGUUUUACCCAUCAAGGAAGGGUUGAGUUUCGAUGAACAUGAACCCGGAUGGCUUUCAUUGGCUUUCCCGUUGAAAUUCCCCUCAAGUUACAAGAAAAUGUAUAGAUACAGCGGGAAAAUCGAGCAUUUUCAAAAAAGGCAGUAUUUAUCCCCAUAUGCCGAUGCGAGUGGCUUGCAAGCCGGGUCCCUCGAGUUUGAUAAACGGGCUGUGGCCGUGAUGCACGAGCUGCUGAGCUUUACUCUCGAGAAAAGAUUAGUGACUGAUUAUUUGACGCAUUUUAGACGUGAGUUUACCAUGCCACAGAAGCUGAUGAGGCUUCUGCUGAAGCACCUCGGGAUUUUCUAUGUCUCUGAAAGGGGAAAGAGAUUUAGCGUGUUCUUGAACGAGGCUUAUGAUGGUUCGGAGUUGAUUAAGAAGGAUCCGUUGGUCGUUUGGAGGGAGAAGGUUCUGAGAUUUGUUGGUCACAGGGGAAAGAAUAAGAAGAAAAUUGGGUCUUUUGAGGAUUUUGCAGACGAGGAGAAUAAUGAGGCUCUGCUCGGAAGUGAUUGUGAAGAAGAAGACCAGUUGCAGAUCGAACCCUUGGAGAAUGACAGGUUGAGUUGUUUAGAGGAUGAUGAUUCUGAAAUGGAAAUUGAAGAAGUUUGCAGGGCUUACAAUGACUGA
Molecule: messenger RNA, 1320 nt
Organism: Striga hermonthica
Lineage: Eukaryota; Viridiplantae; Streptophyta; Magnoliopsida; Lamiales; Orobanchaceae
Source: the annotation of a GenBank genome assembly